AUGUCGUCCAUCAGCCAGGCUUGUUGCUCCAUUCCUCCGGUAGUGUCCAAGGGCUACGAACCCAAGGGCGAGUACACCACCCUCAAUGGCCUGAAGACCUACGUUACUGGCCCCGAAUCCGCAACCGAGGCGAUCCUUCUCAUCUAUGACAUUUUCGGCUUUUUCCCUCAAACCAUUCAAGGCGCCGAUAUUCUCGCCACCAGCCCUCGCCGCAAGUAUCGCGUCUUCAUGCCGGACUUCUUCGAGGGAAAAUCCGCCGACAUCUCGUGGUAUCCUCCGACGACCGAGGAGCAAACCCAAAACCUGACGACCUUCUUCUCCACGCAAGCGGUGCCGCCCAAGACCCUCGCCCGGAUCCCCGGUAUCGUCAACGAGGCCAACAAGACGGCCACCAGCGGCACUGGAUACGCGAAGUGGGCGAUUGUCGGCCACUGCUGGGGCGGCAAGAUUGCCAGUCUCAGUGCAGGCAAGGACAAUGCCAUCUUCCAGGCCGCGGUGCAGUGCCACCCCGCGAUGGUGGACCCAGCCGAUGCCGCUGAGGUGACCGUUCCCAUGGCCCUGCUGGCGUCUGGGGACGAGCCCGCCGAAGAUGUAGCCGCCUACCAGGCUAACCUAAAGGUCCCCAAUCACGUCGAGACCUUUGCCUCCCAGAUCCACGGGUGGAUGGCGGCGCGGUCUAAUCUGGAGGACGGAGAGGUGCGCAAGGAGUAUGAGAGAGGUUAUAAGGACAGUGCUGAGCUUUUUGGAGGAGCACCUGUAAAGGCAGGGGUCUAG
Messenger RNA from Aspergillus melleus, 774 nucleotides. RefSeq names its product dienelactone hydrolase family protein. The coding region runs from base 1 to 774 and encodes 257 amino acids. Lineage: Eukaryota; Fungi; Ascomycota; Eurotiomycetes; Eurotiales; Aspergillaceae. Gene Ontology annotation, molecular function: hydrolase activity. The transcript has 4 exons. The record is from RefSeq and is a predicted model, not a curated record.